Molecule: messenger RNA, 2228 nt
Organism: Leptinotarsa decemlineata (Colorado potato beetle)
Lineage: Eukaryota; Metazoa; Arthropoda; Insecta; Coleoptera; Chrysomelidae
Gene: Slh
Product: sec1 family domain containing Slh
Biological process (GO): vesicle-mediated transport
Source: RefSeq, a predicted model, not a curated record
AUACUUUCUGUAUUGUCAAGUACACGUCACGUAUUGUCGAGUUUGUUUUUAAAUAUUUAUCAACUUGGAAUAGAACUAAAAGGAAAAAAUAAAAAAUUACACUAUAACGAUGACUAGUUUACGCCAAAAACAAAUAAAUGCUGUGAAACAAAUGUUGAAUUUGAAUCAACCCCAAACUAAAAUGAGUUCUUCAGAGCCUGUUUGGAAAAUACUUGUAUAUGACCGAGUAGGACAAGAUAUAAUUUCCCCUCUAAUGUCGGUGAAAGAAUUACGAGAGCAGGGUGUUACAUUAUUUGUUCAAUUGCAUUCAGACAGAGAUCCUAUUCCUGAGGUUCCAGCUGUUUAUUUUUGUGCACCGACAGAGGAUAAUUUGGAUAGAAUUAGCCAAGACUUCCAAAAAGGCGUUUAUGAUAUAUAUCACCUCAAUUUCAUUUCGCCAAUUUCUCGGCAAAAGCUGGAGGAUUUGGCAACCGCCGCGAUUACAGCUAAUAGUGUAGCUAAUAUACAUAAGGUCUUUGAUCAGUAUAUAAAUUUCAUCUCCUUGGAAGACGACUUGUUUAUUUUGAAACACCAGAACAGUGACCUGAUAUCCUACUACAAUAUAAACAAAGGGGAUACUAAAGAUACUGAAAUGGAAACCAUUAUGAAUACCAUUGUUGAAAGUUUGUUUUCAGUUUUUGUAACUUUGGGAAACGUCCCGAUAAUCCGUAGUCCAAAGGGUAAUGCUGCUGAAAUGGUUGCCAAAAAAUUAGACAAGAAAUUAAGAGAAAAUCUGUUUGACGCCAGAAAUAAUUUAUUUGUUUCUGACGCACAAUCGGGAAAUUUCAAUUUUCAGAGGCCCCUUCUAAUAAUUUUAGACAGGAACGUAGACAUGGCCACACCUCUGCACCACACUUGGACCUACCAAGCCUUAGCUCAUGAUUUGCUCGAUCUGGCACUCAACAGAGUUGUCAUCGAAGAGUCCACUCCCACAGGAGGUACUCCACGAAAAAAUUCUUCGCAAAAGAAUUUCAGUUCAUUUUUUAUACUUCUAGGUGCCAGGGCAAAGAAUCGUGCUUGCGAACUUGAUUCGAAAGACAAGUUUUGGACGACGCAUAAAGGUAGCCCCUUCCCAACGGUUGCAGAGGCUAUUCAAGAAGAGUUGGAACAGUACAAAUCUUCGGAAGAAGAGGUGAAAAAGUUGAGGACUUCGAUGGGAAUCGACGGUGAAAACGACAUAGCUCUGUCUAUGGUGUCUGACAAUACAGCAAAAAUUACCUCCGCCGUGAAUUCUUUGCCCCAACUGUUGGAAAAGAAAAGACUGAUCGACAUGCAUACUUCCGUGGCAACCUCUAUUCUGAAUUGCAUAAAGUCUAGAAAACUGGACACGUUCUUUGAAUUAGAGGAAAAGAUCAUGAGUAAAGCUCAAGCCUUGGACAAACCGCUGAUGGACAUCCUAACCGAUCCUGGAGCCGGGACUCCGGACGAUAAAUUGAGAUUAUUCGUUAUAUUCUAUAUUUGCAUGCCACACCUUUCGGACUCGGAUUUGCAGAAAUACGAGAAUGCCUUGAACGAAGCUGGUUGUGAUCUGUCUGCGCUGAACUAUUUGAAAAGGUGGAAGAGUUACACCAAAAUGGCAUCCGGAAUGAAUGUGAACCAGUACGAGGGUGCGGGAACUAGGACGGUCAGUAUGUUUUCCAAGUUAGUGUCCCAAGGAUCCAGCUUCGUUAUGGAAGGAGUGAAGAAUUUGGUCAUCAAGCGGCAUAAUCUCCCAGUGACGAAAAUAGUUGACAGUCUCAUGGAUUUCAAAAGCAGCCCUGAAAUGGAAGAGUAUCACUAUUUAGACCCGAAGCAGCUGAAACUGACGGAAAUACCGAGAAAUAGAGCCCCGUUCCAAGAAGCCAUCGUGUUUGUUGUUGGCGGAGGAAACUAUAUAGAAUAUCAAAAUUUAGUUGAUUACGCCAAGGCAAAAACUACAGCAGGAAAUACGAAAAGAAUAUCUUAUGGAACAACUACUCUAAAUAAUGCUAAACAAUUUCUCAAACAGUUUUCUCUGUUGGGUCAGGAGUUAUAGAAAUCUAAGUAUUUAGAUAUCGUUUGUAUUAUAUAAAUGAAAGUAAUUAUAUUUGAUAUAAUUCGCCAGGUGAUACAAUAUAUAUUAGGCAUCAAUCUUGUAUUUACCAUUUAUAUAUUUAUAUUAUUGUAAAAGUCUCGCUCAUGUUGAAUUAAAAGUUGGAGGAAAAGGAAAA